This is a messenger RNA of Lachnellula hyalina, 3045 nucleotides long. RefSeq names its product U3 small nucleolar RNA-associated protein (gene utp17). Gene Ontology annotation, biological process: positive regulation of rRNA processing; positive regulation of transcription by RNA polymerase I. Lineage: Eukaryota; Fungi; Ascomycota; Leotiomycetes; Helotiales; Lachnaceae. The coding region runs from base 1 to 3045 and encodes 1014 amino acids. Gene Ontology annotation, cellular component: nucleolus. The record is from RefSeq and is a predicted model, not a curated record. Gene Ontology annotation, molecular function: RNA binding; protein binding. The transcript is spliced from 3 exons.
AUGGCUUCUGUUUUGAAGCGCAAGAGAGGUCCAGUGCAGGUCCUGGAUACCCCCAAACGAUCAAAAUCUGUGAAAAGCGAGACGCCCCAAUCUCUGCAAAAUUUCAACUCACAGAAUGUGGGCUGGGAAGCGGCAUUCGGUGCCCCGCCGAAAAUAAAAGAUUUGGUUAAAAAGAACGGAAUCAAUGGGGAUAUGAGUGAUUCGGAAGAAGAAUCGGCUGCAUCAGAAGCUUUGGAUUUCGACGCUCUACAUGAGGAGGACUUUUUGGCGAAUGGCCUCGAUACAACGACUAGGAAGCGUGCAUUGAAAGGGCAAGAUCACUUGAAGACAUGGAAAUUGUCUGAAUCGAUAGGGGGGCGUAUGAUCAAUGCCGAUCCAGCUUUUACAGCCGACGAAAAACAUAUUAUCGUUGCAAGCCGUACCACCGUCCACAUCUAUUCAACCUCAACCUCUCUCCUCGCCCGCUCAAUAAAACUUAAGAUCGAAGAUAACAGGCCUAAUGCCCGGAUCUCCACUUACUGCUUGUCGCCUACCCAGCCGGAAAUCGUUUGGGUGGCUUGCUCAGAUGGCCAUAUUUAUAGCGUCAACUGGACUUCAGGGGCUGGCGCGACACAAUGGUGGGCGACAUCCUCUACAGGAUGCGAUUAUAUGACGGUAGCAUCCAUGGAAUCUGCAGGGCGAAGAAGAGAUGUCGUCUUCACAACCGAAAAGCGGAAAGAUGAAGGUUGGCGGGUCACAGCACAUGAAUUGGCACCCCCGGACGGGGAAAUCAAGAUAGCUGCUAGGACCAUAUACACCUCUAACGAUCAAAUUACCUUUCUUACAACAGCUAAGGAAGGUACUGUUGUGGUUGGCGCUGCCGGGAAGAAGCUCCUUCUCGGCCGCCUGAGAUCUACAGAGUACGACACUGUGGACAAGAUUAAAUUCGAGUUUCGAGUUUUUGAGACUACCGAUAGGAUAUCGUCCCUAGAUGUAAGAACCUCUGAAAGGACUGGCACGGAAGCUCUCAAGAAAUCGAUCCUAAAGAAAAUACCUAUUGUGGAUCUGGUCAUUGGAGAUGUUAGGGGCGCUAUCUUCGUGCACAACGACUUAUUGGCGAAUCUCAUUCGAGCGCAGGACGGAACACUUCCAAAGGGGAUUAGUCUGACACCCAGAAAACUGCAUUGGCACCGGCAAGAAGUGCAGACUGUCAAGUGGUCUUUAGAUGGCAAUUAUGUUAUCUCUGGUGGCACCGAGACGGUUCUUGUGCUUUGGCAACUUGAUACUGGAAAGCAGCAGUUUCUUCCUCACAUGUCAGCCACCAUUCAGAACGUUGUGGUUGCACCUUCAGGGUCAUCUUAUGGUAUCCAGCUUGCCGAUAAUUCAGCCUUGAUUUUGUCUACCGCAGAACUACAACCAACGACAAAUAUUGCAGGAAUACAAGCGAGUGUCCUUGGGACUCCCGAAGAUUCCAAAGUUUGGAGGCUUCAAGACGAGACUUGGAAACCCCCUCUAAUUCAACGCACUCCUGCUGUCAUCAACCCUCGUUCGCCUUCUCAAUUACUCCUUGCAGUAGGACAGAUGCACGAGGUAAAUCCUCGAGAACCUCUUGUAAUGAGCUCUCCUUUCUUGCAAACUUUUGACCUUGGAUCUGGUCACAAUCUAUACCGCCAAGCUUUGACAAGAACGAAUAUCACCAACGUCAAUGCUGCCCCGAGUGCUCAUCGACUGUCGGAACCGAGAGUUACCCACAUGAAAAUAUCUUAUGACGGUACCUGGCUUGCAACUGUUGACGAAUGGACUCCCCCGGAGCAUGAUCUAGCUUUUCUAGGCCACCAAGAGAAAGACCUUGAAGUUGAAAGAAGAGCUCGGCGCGAAGUCUUCCUCAAAUUCUGGCAGUGGAGCUCUGAAAACAAGGCAUGGGAGCUAGUAUCCCGAAUCGAUACCCCUCAUACUCUCGGUCAGAGCUCCUCUUUUGCUGGCAGAAUCUUAGACAUCACUGCGGACCCCACGUCAUUACGAUUCUCUACGGUUGGUGAGGAUGGGGUCGUCUGUGUCUGGUCGACAAAAACCAGAAAACGAGACAAUGUUCUCGUCCGAGACAAGGAUGGCAAAGCGUUUCGCAAUUGGCACUGCCAGAAAGCUAUUUCUCUUGGGAAAUCCGAGCUUUUGGAUGAGCCCGGUAGUUUAGAUUCACCUUUGACAAGUGGCGGCGUUGCGUUCUCUGAAGAUGGUUCGGUUUUGGCUGCAGCGUGUACCAGCCGUAAUGGGGUACUGCAUCUCGUGGAUCCGGAGUCUGGAAUUAUUCGGAUGUCUCAGAGUGGCUUAUUCGAGGGAAACAUUGUCAAACUUGAUUUCCUCGGUCAAGACCUCAUCACUCUGUCAGACAAGCUUCUCAUAUACGACUUGGUCUCGAAUGAGACAAGGUUCGGCAUCACUCUGCGCCGCGAACUUACCGAGCUGUCCAUGGAACAAAAGCAACAAAUGAUGCACUUGGCAGUGGACCAAAGGAGUCGGACUUUUUCAAUUGCAUUGCCUAUCAAGGCGUGGAGCAAUGAGAAAGCAAAUUCUCUCCAACAUCGGCAUUCUGAACUAUUUGUUUUCCAUCAAGACAAGGCGCGGCCGCAGUUGAAGGAUAUCUUUCCAUCAAUUGUUACGGCUCUUUUGCCUGCUAUCGAUUCGGAGGGAUAUAUUGUCCUCGAUGCCACUGCCGAAAUCCGAACAGUCCAUAAAAAGGGAAGCCAAGUGCUCACCACAUUGGCCCAAUCAACUUCAGCUCUUAACUUAGAUAAUGAGCCACAAGAAUCUGAAGGACUCUUGCGCCUUGUUAACGAUGUGGAAGAGGCCGAAGAGAUGGAUGAAGACCAAUUACCGCCGCCGGCAGCAACCCAAGAUGGGAAUGAGGACGACGAUGGGGAUGAAACCCCCGUGGUGACACAACAACAACUCUCAGAAGUCUUCGACAUUGGGCCGUCCUUUGCCUUGCCGCCAUUGGAGGAAAUGUUUUACCAAGUUGCUGGUCUGUUCUCAAGCAAGCCGCUUGUGAAUGUUCUUGGGGGUGUCUAA